Myripristis murdjan (pinecone soldierfish) is the source of this 2798-nucleotide messenger RNA. RefSeq names its product dynein, cytoplasmic 1, light intermediate chain 1 (gene dync1li1). Lineage: Eukaryota; Metazoa; Chordata; Actinopteri; Holocentriformes; Holocentridae. The transcript is spliced from 13 exons. The coding region runs from base 54 to 1511 and encodes 485 amino acids. Gene Ontology annotation, biological process: microtubule-based movement; microtubule cytoskeleton organization. The record is from RefSeq and is a predicted model, not a curated record. Gene Ontology annotation, cellular component: centrosome; cytoplasmic dynein complex. Gene Ontology annotation, molecular function: dynein heavy chain binding.
CUAGCAGCGCUGCUACAUCCGGGCGCUCCGCUCGGUUUACAAGCCCUGCGAAGAUGGCGACUUCAGGGAGGAGUGCAUUAUCCUCCUCCACCUCAACUGGAUCUAAGAGCACACUGGAGAACCCCAACCCAGAGGACGAUGAUGGGCAGGACUUAUGGUCGACCAUCCUGAGUGAAGUGUCGACCCAUUCAAGAUCAAAGCUACCGUCUGGGAAAAAUGUCCUGGUCAUGGGUGAGGUUGGCUCGGGGAAGACCACCCUGGUUGCUAAGCUACAGGGGGUUGAAGAGUACAUGAAAGGGCGUGGCUUGGAAUACCUUUACUUCAGUGUCCAUGACGACGACAUUGACGACCAUACCAGGUGUAAUGCCUGGGUGUUAGACGGAGACCUUUACCACAAAGGUCUGCAGGGAGUGGCAGUACCAGUGGACGCAAUAGGCAACUCUUUACUGCUGAUAACGGUUGACAUGUCACGGCCAUGGAAUGCCCUGGACUCGUUGCAGAAGUGGGCCGCUGUCGCUAGGGAACACAUCGACAAACUCCGGGUCGCUCCGGAAACGCUGCGGGAGCUGGAGCACAGACUUGUAAAACAAUUCCAGGAGUACACAGAGCCGGGCAGCGGAGAGGAUGGCACCCCACAGAGGAGGGGUGAUGAUGAGGAGAGCGUCCUGCUACCGCUGGGAGACAACACACUCACACACAACCUGGGUAUACCCAUGGUGGUUGUCUGCACCAAGUGCGAUGCCAUCAGUACAUUGGAAAAGGAACACGACUACAGAGAUGAACACCUGGACUUCAUCCAGCUCCACAUCAGACGGUUCUGUCUGCAGUAUGGGGCGUCACUGCUCUACACGUCUGUGAAGGAGAUGAAGAACCUGGACGUGCUGUACAAAUACCUUGUCCACAGACUGUAUGGCUUCCCCUUCCACUGCCCUGCACAGGUGGUGGAAAGAGACGCCGUCUUCAUUCCAUCAGGGUGGGACAAUGAAAAGAAGAUAGCCAUCCUUCACGAGAACUUCCAAACUCUUAAAGCAGACGACAACUUUGAGGAUGUUAUAGUUAAACCGCCCGUCAGAAAGUUUGUACAUGAGAAAGAGAUUCAGGCAGAAGAUGAUCAAGUGUUUCUGGUCAAACUGCAGUCAUUGCUCGCCAAACAGCCCGCUGUGACAGCAGGGCGACCAGUGGACACCACUAGCAGAGCGCCCAGCAGUUCUCCCAGGACGAGUAAUCGGUCAGCAGCAGCAAACGUCGCCAACGCCAUGCCACAGUCAGGUCAGACCAGUGAAGGGGUGCUGGCCAACUUCUUCAACAGUCUACUGACCAAGAAGGCGGGGACAGGCGGGCCUGGGACGCCAGGCGGGGGUAACAAUACUCCAGGCACCGUACGCAAGUCAGGUUCUAAGCUGGGCCUGAGCGACGUGCAGGCAGAACUGGACCGCAUAUCCAGCCGGGAGACUGACACAGACCCGCCCAACGCCAACGACACCCCAGCCGCUGACGGCCAGGACACAUGAAGACCAACACACUUCACCUCCCUCUCCCCUCUCUCCCCCUGUCCUCAGCCCCCCUACACCUCCCCUCUCCCCUCCUCCCUCCCUUCAUGCAUUGCCCUCCAUCGCAGAGAUGUGGCGAGAAAAGCGAGAGGGAAGUAGGGAAAGGGCCGGGUGGGGACACGCCACUUCCCUCCCUUCAUCAUCUUUGCUCUCACCCCUGAGGGGGAGAAUUUACUCCCCCCCGCUCUAACUCACCCACUGCACCCCCACCCCCCACCCCACGUCUGCUGCACCCUGCUCUCCCCUCUCUUCCUGUGUUUUUGGUUGUUAUGCCGAGGCACAGCAUUUGUCACUGUUACGUACAGGACUGUCUUUCGUGUGAGGGGAAAAAAGGGUUAAUGAAGGAUUGAUGAUGGAGGGAGGGGAGAUGGAGAGAUUGGGAUGAGAGAGCCUAUGAAGGAGGGGAAGUAUGGAUUGAAAAAGAUGGAUUGGGAGAGUGAAAGUGGGGGAGGUGUAAAUGGAUUAGAUGAGAGGCAGAGAAGGAGAAGUGUUUUAUCCAUCCAUUUAUUGUGAUGGUACGGUUAGUCUUUUUACUGUAGGGACUGAUGAAGGGUGUGUGUGUGUGUGUGGAUGUAGGUGUACUUACGUACGGUAGCAAUGAAUUCCGUGUGCAUGUGUGUGUGUGUGAGGCAGAGAGGAAACAUUAGGGAAGUUAUUUCAAUCCAGAGCUGUAUGACGAGAGAGAUUUGCCUGUUGGCAUUUUCAACCAAAAAAGACAAAAACAAAAAAAAAAACAAACAAAAACAGCACUAUGCUCUUACACUACAAGCUCUUAAAACAGCGCAUACACUCUUACAACAUCCAUGUCCACUACUGCUGGACAGCACUCAACUACACUACCAGACUUGACAAAAAAACACACUUCACUUCACAAGCAAGCACUAUGGCCCAUCACAGCACGCAGUUCUGCAGAUGGCCAAGCUCCCCCCCAUGGUACAUACUGCUCAGACUUGUAGAUAUCAGGCAGCGCACUGAAAAGGGAGGCUGGUAGAGGGCAGGAGGGUAGCUAAGCUUUACUUGUACAGAUAGGAGCACUAGUGAUUCAAACUCCAUAGUUACUGCGGGUGGAUGGGGUGAUGGGUGGGAGGGAAGGAGGGAGGGGUGGGGUCAGGAUAUGGGGAGGGUCACAUCCAGAAUGUACAGCCAUUGUCUCGCUGAUUGUUCCUGUUAUUUCAGAGUUCCGUGUUGGCGUUUGUAUAAUCAGAUCUGUUAACCAGUCAAUUAAAAGGUGUAUUUGUUCGGAUUCAA